This is a messenger RNA of Mytilus californianus (California mussel), 3799 nucleotides long. RefSeq names its product ras GTPase-activating protein-binding protein 2-like. NCBI's taxonomy places the organism in Eukaryota, Metazoa, Mollusca, Bivalvia, Mytilida, Mytilidae. Gene Ontology annotation, molecular function: mRNA binding. The record is from RefSeq and is a predicted model, not a curated record. Gene Ontology annotation, cellular component: cytosol; ribonucleoprotein complex. Bases 189 to 1655 code for a protein of 488 amino acids. The transcript has 12 exons.
UAUUUGACUAAUUUAGGACCUCACUGCGCACACUGCAUGUGCAAUUCUUCGUAGUUUUUACGGACGUCAAAUCCAAUAUUUUAUCAUUUUAAGAUCCAUAUAUUUAGUAUUCUAAUGUAUUUGUAAAUAUUUUAUUCACAUAUCACCAAAAAUUCACCAUUUUUGAGAUUACUUGAUAAUACAAAGUCAUGGUUAUGGAAACCCCAAGUCCACAGUGCGUUGGCCGCGAAUUUGUGAGGCAAUAUUAUACCUUGCUAAACGAGGCCCCACUGCAUCUUCACAGAUUCUACAGUCACAAUUCUAGUUUUGUUCAUGGAGGUGUUGAAAAACCAGGAGAAGAACAACCACCUGUCAUGGGACAAGCAGAAAUACACAAAAAGAUUAUGUCUCUAAACUUCAGAGAUUGCCAUGCCAAGAUCCGACAGGUUGACAGCCAAGCUACUGUUGGUAAUGCAGUUGUUGUCCAGGUUACAGGAGAGCUGUCAAAUAGCGGUCAGCCAAUGAGAAGAUUCAUGCAGACAUUUGUUCUUGCACCACAGUCACCAAAGAAAUAUUAUGUUCAUAAUGAUAUUUUCCGGUACCAGGAUGAAGUAUUCCAUGAUAAUGAUAGUGAUAUGGAAAAUCUUGAAGAGGGUCUUGGUGAUGAAAUUGAUUCUGACUUAGAUCCAGUUGAUCUAAACCAGGAUCACGGUCAGGAACCUGUACAACAGUUCUAUGAUGCCAGUCCACAGUUGAGCAAUGGUACACAUGAUGAUCGAGUUGAUACCCCAUCACCUUCUCCUGAAGAGGAAGAAGUGAAAGAAGAACCAAUUAACACACAAACAGAGGAAAUAUUUGACCUGAAGGAAGAGGAAACAAUAGAAACACAGACAGAAGAAGUAGAACCUGAACAAUCCGGUCAAAUGACCAUCCAAUUUAUGGCAGAACAGAAGACUUUCUCCUGGGCUGGUAUUGCCAGUAAGAAUGCUACGUCAAGCUCUGUACCAGCUAAUACUACAUCCCCUCCAUUUGGUAAAGUUCCACAGUCUCUACCAAACAGACAGGAGAUGAAGACAGACAUUGGAUCAACGGCACCUGGUUCAGCACCACAACCACAGAGACAAACAAGGCCUAGAGAUAAUCGACCAAGAGAAAGGGAAAGAGUCAGCAUGUCACGUGAUGAUGGUGACAGUGAUAGUCAAAGUGGGCGUCAAAGAUCUCGUUUUCCAGACAGUCAUCAAUUGUUUGUUGGAAACUUACCGCAUAAUAUUACUGAAAAAGAAUUAGAGGAUUUUUUUACAAAAUUCGGUCAUGUUGUUGAAUUACGAAUUAAUACCAAAAGUAGUGGUGGAAAACUUCCUGUAAGUAACCAGAAGAAUUUUGGAUUUGUGAUAUUUGAUAGUCCAGAGCCAGUUCAAAGUAUUCUUAGUCAAAAGCCAAUCAAAUAUAAUGGUGAACACAGACUUAAUGUAGAAGAAAAGAAGCCAAGAGGAGGAGCUCCAGGAGGUGGAAGAGGAGGUCCACCACGAGGAGGAAUGGGUGGAGGAAGAGGAACUAGCUUUGGUAGUGGGGGACGUGGUGGUAUACGAGGCAGUGGAGGUGGACCUGGGCCUGGUCCUAGGUCAGACAGAGGCAGCAUGGGGGGUAGAGGGGGUAUGUCAGGCCCUAGGCGAUGAACUUUUGUAAUUUGUCCAUUGGUGCUUACAGAAGGUAUGCAAUUCUGACAACACACAAAAACAUAGUAAAAUUACACAUUAAUGUGUGAUUAGUCAUAAUAUUUGUGACUGGUUGUGUUUAUUUAUAGAAUCGUGAAGAUGCAUUAUUGUAAUGAUAAUGUUGGGCUGGGGUUCCCAUGACCUUGACUUUAUAUAUUUAUAUCAUUCCUGUAAAUGGUCUCAUCAAUGUUAUAUCCAAUUUAUUGACUUAUUGUACAUACACAGAACGGGUCUCAGUUGGUGAAGAAACAUUGGUAAUGCCAUCAUUUAUUUUGUUUUUACAGAAUUGCAUAUUUUCUAAGUGUUCUAAGAGUAUGACUAGCUGAAAGUGUAUUCAAUGCAGACAUUGAAGUGUAAAUCAAGAUUGUCGUAAAUCCUUUUCUCUGUUGUUCUAUUUUAUAUUUAUUUGUUCAUUUUUUAUGAAAAAAUUUCAGUUGCAAUUUUGUUUAGUUUUUUCAAUAGCAGAGCAAGAACUAUGCAAAAUUUUAUAUUCAGUGAAUCAUGGGUUGUUCAUAUCUUGUUUACAACAGAAAAGGACUAGAAAUUGGGUCAAAAAUUCUGUGAACAGCUGAUGACUGUUUUAUUUAACAUCAGAAGAGUAGGUCCUGUGAUUUAUGUAGCAAUAAUUUAUGUUUAUAGUAAUAGAAUUGUUAUAUAGCUCUUGGUUUUAGCAGUUUACUGUAAAAUACUCAAAAUGUUAUGUGAAUAGUACAGUUCUAUGUGCAUUGUGAUAAUGAAAUACAGUGAUAUCAGAACAUGAGAUAAAAAAGAUUAAAACAGAUCCAUAUUCAUAUUGUUCUGAUUUAUUUUAUGAAUGAAAAGUUUAUGGUAGACAGUUUUCAUCUUUUAUAUUAAUUUAGUUCAGAUAACAAAAUGUAUUCCAUAUCACGUUAAACCAAAUAGUCAUACUAAUGUGUAUAUUUUUAAGGUUUAAACCUAUGACUGUAUUUUUCACACAUUAAGCAGUUGUCUCCAUUAACACCUGCAGCAACAGGCCUGAUGCUCAUUUAAAAAAAUUGUACAGAUUCUAUUGGUCUAAAAUAGAAAUUCUUUUAGGCCGAUAGAAAUUUUAGAACUUUUGGUUGUAGGGCCUGUGGCUUGCGUGAAGACAUAAUUUUGGUACUUUGGAUAAAACUGUAGUUGUUGACCUCCAUCUAACAUCACUUGUAAAUAAUCAUUAACUGUUCACAGUAUUUUAAUACCUAUUGUAAUUUAUUAUUGUAUAAAUGGCUACAUUCCUGGUUGUCUAGUCCCAACACGUGCAGGGUUGGGUGUACCGGGUUUAUUGCUUAAUCUGGCUCAAUAGUUUUUGUUUGUUCUGUUCUACUUUACAUACUGGGGUACCUAUCAGGAAUCCUAUAACUAUUUUUUAUGUUUUGUACAUCUAUCAGCAGGGUAGCUGUGUGUGAUAUUCAGUCCCAAAUUAUUUAUGAGACUCAAAACUUACGAUAGUAACAUAGUGCUACCAGUAAAUAAGCUAUUUCUGAUACCAGUGUUUGCCAAAGACUUCAAACAAUAAAUGGAACAAUAUUUUUUACGUUUAACAAACAGAUGCCAUUAGUCUUUCAUGUUGAAAAUCUCAUUAUUUAAUGAAUAUAUAUAGUAUUUAUCUAGAGCAGUAGAUUUUUAACAUCUUACAAUUUUUAUUUGGAUUUAAUACUAUUUUUCUGUGAAAACUUACAAAUUUAGCCAUGUACAUGUAGAUUAAAGAUCAGAAGUUUGCGUUGACUUCCUAUUUGUCUGAAAAUAUGAAGUUUCAUAUUGAUAAAAAUUCAAAUAAACCACUGCAAAAUUUUCAAUUAAUUCUAGUUUAAAAAUGUGAUUAUGAAACAAUUACCAAUUUAAAUUUUCAGUCAAAUUAAAGAUUUGGACGGUGUCAACUUGCAUUUAGUGAUAUAUUUGCAUUUUAAUUUUGAGAACUAGUUAAGUGGUGUUAAUAGCUUAUUGCUCUAGAUAAAAUGAUAAACAUAUGGCAGCAGUAUAGCUGCUUUGUGAUUGUAUGUACAGAUGACAUCAUAGGUUCCAAGUUUACUUGUAAAGUUUCAUUUGUAUUGUCUCCCUGCACAUGUUUUCAAAAUAAAACUGAAAAAUUCCUAGGAUUUUUA